Anolis carolinensis (green anole) is the source of this 9100-nucleotide messenger RNA. It is a transcript of the gene adnp2, whose product is annotated as ADNP homeobox 2. Gene Ontology annotation, biological process: regulation of gene expression. Gene Ontology annotation, cellular component: nucleus. NCBI's taxonomy places the organism in Eukaryota, Metazoa, Chordata, Lepidosauria, Squamata, Anolidae. The record is from RefSeq and is a predicted model, not a curated record. The transcript is spliced from 4 exons. Bases 5068 to 8217 code for a protein of 1049 amino acids. Gene Ontology annotation, molecular function: DNA binding.
GGCAGGCAGUGGUUUUUAGUCCAUCGUAGUGAGGCUAUCAAGCUCUCUGUGCUGGGUCACCUUUGUUGUAUUAACCUUUUCACCUUUCUAGUGUAUGUAUCUGUCAACAGUGUUUUAAUAGAAAUCUUAAGAAACUAGAACAGUCUUUAAAAAAUCUGAUACAUCAGUUACUGUAGUCUUCUCUAGAAAUUUUCCAAGUUUUGUAGAAGAUCUAUAAUUACACGGAUCUGUGGCUGGCAUCUUCAGAUGAUCUGAUGGUAGUCAAGCAAGUGGAGUUUAUAUAUCUGUAGAAUGUCCAGGGUGGGAGAAAGGACCAAUGUCUGUUAACCCGGUGUGAAGGCUGCAAUUAGCAAACUAGAUUUUUUGUGUGUGUUGAGUUGGAUCCACCCAUUAACAUGUGAGUAAGGCAUCUGUCUAGAAGUAUCCUGGCCUUUGUUCCCUUUGAAUUGUUUACUGCCUAGAGACAUCCUUUAUCUAGGUUAUGUUCACGUAUCCAUGAUUGCUUGCUGCCUGGAGCCAUCUUAUGUCUGUGUGGUGGUCUUUAGUAACUGUCUUGAUUCUGGUGUUUUUCAAUACCGAUAGUCAAAAUUGGUUCAUUUUCAUGGUUUCUUCCUUUCUGCUGAAAUGGUCUGUUUGCUUUUGAAUUUCAAUGGCUUCUCUGUGUAGUUGGACAUAGUGGUUGUCAAAGUGGUCCAGAAUUUCUGUGUUCUCAAAUAAUAUUCUGUGCCCAGCUUGGUUUAUCAUGGGUUCUGCUACUGCUGAUUUUUCCGGUUGAAUCAGUCUGCAGUGCCCUUUGUGUUCUUUGAUUUAUGUUUAGGCCACUACUGCAUUGGGUGGUAUUUCACAAUAUGCUUUGUAUGUGAAAAGCUAUCAGCGUAAUCUUUGGCUGAAUGGGAAACCUCAGGCUCUGUGGUGAAAUCUGGCUCACCUGGGAUCUCUCAGAAAGUUAUGCCAUCUUUGUCGAGGUACCACUGAAACUUGGAAUCAUAGAGUUGGGAGGAACCACAAGGGCCACCCAGUUCAACCCCCUGCCAUGCAGGAAUACACAAUUAGUUAGUAUUUUCCCAGAUUUCGUACUUUUCCCUCAUUGUACACAUCUAAAAUGCAUCUCUAAAGGCUUUGAUACUGACUGGAAGAGCUUUAAGAUAAAAAUAUGCUGACAUUUUUGGUCCCAGCCUUUUGCUUCCCUGUGGACAUCAGGCUGAAAGUUUUGACUUUUUUAUUUUAAAGAAGCUUUGGUAACAAAGAGGAAAAAGAUGUCUGCUUACUUGGAACAGACAGAACAAGGUUAGGUGGGUUAGGUGGUUUAGUCCAGGGCUUCUUAAACCUUUUCCACCUGUGACCCCUUUCUCCCGAGAAAGAUAUAUGUUUAUAUAAGAUAGGUAUAAAAAAAAACUACUGAUAAUAAAUGGGCAUUUCCAAGAUUUGCUAAACAGGCUGAUUUCCUUUUUUUAUGAAGUACAGCUAAAGUAUUUUCUCCAGAGCCCAUUGUAAAUACUGCAUGUAAAUUUACAACUGUGAUUUUACAAAACAGUGGGGCAAGAUAUAAUGUGCUAAAAUAACCAUCAUCAUCAUUACCAGACUGCGGUGUAGUUGUUUAUUGUUUACUUGGUUGAGAGGAUAAUGAUGUGUAUUUCUGUAAUAAUGUAAUUUCUGUUUUUUAGCCAUUUUUUUGCUAAUCUGAGUUCCACUUGUGGGAGAAAUGCCAGAUGAUGAUAAUAACAACAAUAAUAAUAAUAACAACAACAAUUACAGUGAAAGCAAUAACAAAGUAAUAAAUGAAAAUAUAGAAAAUUGAAUAUAAUGCAAUUAAUAUAUCAAACAGAGAAGAAAAUAUGUAAGAUUUUAUUAAAGGAAUGUAUGGUCUCCUAACAAAUCCUUUAACAAUGUAGAGAUACAUGAGGAAAUAUGGGAUAAUAAAAACAGAGUUCAAUAGAAAAUGAAAAAUAUGCAUAUCUACCCAGAUUGAAGUAUUCAGAAUCACCUUAUGCAAAACCUGGAGUUAGGGAUAUAUAAUGAAGUGCCAAGUUUGAAAUCAGUUAAUUGAUUUAAAGUGAUGAGAACAAAAAAAAUUGUAAAGUGUUACAAAAGAUUUCUCUACAUUGGAAAAACUGGCUUUAAAAUGAAAAGAAAUGUAAAGAUGGCCAUAGUGAGGCAAAAAUACCACCUUCACAUAUCUGGUUAUAUAACAGGCAACAAUGUCUGCCUUUCUGUCAUACAAAUGCUGUUGCUAGGUGACAAUCCAGUGAUCCUUUGUGAUGUCACUAGAUAGGCAUUUGCUAAGUGAAGGAUUGGCUGUUGCUAGGCAAAGUUGUCCUCUGAUGUCACUAGAAAAGGUGACGUGUAUGAGGGGAAGGGAAGAAGGAAGGAAGGAGAGAGCCACAAAGGGAACCAUGUUGUAAUAGAAACAUUUGUUAGAUAGAAAUGGCACAGCAUUUCUAGUCAUAGAGAAAAUACUGUUUGAUGAACGUGUGAGAUAUUGUUAGCACCUGGGUAAUGACAGUGAAUGUCAUGAUGGGGUUGUGGUAAUGGCUGAGUCAUAACCAUAUGAGGUAUAUUGCAAAAGGGUUGCAUCAGCCAGUGUCCUUAACUGAUGACCUAUCAGCAGGUGGCUAUAUAAGGAGGAUUAAAGAAUCCAUCUUUCUCUCUCCUGUGUGACUCAGUCAUGAGUAUCUACCUAUUCUGUAUAUGACUAUUUGAUUACUCUGAUUGUUUGCAAAGACAGGUCUCAAUGAGGAUCUGUGUAUCCUAAUUGUAAAUUUGUAUGUAUUGCAACCGUGGAGACUAAAGCCUCCAGAUAUUUUGGGUGAACACCUAGAUCCAUGAGUUUAUUAAACAGUGUGUAGAUAAGGUCAGAUGCUGGCAGUUGGACUCUGCUAAUAGACAGGCUGAAGCAUGUUUUUGCUAUAAAAACUACUGUAUUUUUGCUUGCUUCUGGGACACUUGCUAUCCAUCUUGCAACAGUUCAGGGAGGUCAUGAUUUAGAAACUAUAAAUUAUUUCAGCAUCCCACCACAACAUUAUGAGAUCCACUCAGAGUUAGAGGAGGGAGAACGGCAGGGAAAGGAAAGGAAGGAAUGGUAAAAGGAAGGGAAAAGAGAAGGAAGGGGGGCGGAGGAAGGAAGUGGGAAAAAGUAUGGGGGAGAAGAAAAAGAAGGGCAGGGCUUUAGCACAGCUGCCUAAUUACCAGCAGCAGUAGAUCUCUACUGACCGAAAGGUUGGCAGUUUGAAGCCUGGGUUGGGGUGAGCAUCCAACCUUCAGCCCAGCUCACUGUCCACCUAAGCAGUUUGAAAACAGCUGUGCGUAGAGAAACCAGGCAUCGCUUAAGCGGGGAGGUAUUUUACAGCACCAUAAAAAAGGAAAUACCAGAAAUGCUGCGAUCAAAGAACAUGAGGAAAAGUUUGUGAUCAAGGGCGUGUCAUCAUAGCAGAUGGAGUGACAGCGCCCCCUGUGGCAGGAAUUGAACACAACCUCCAGGAUUCCGAAGUUGGAAAUAGUUGUCUGUCCUGUAUGUCUAACGGCAUUGAAUGCUUGCCAUGUAUUUUUUCUGUGAUGUGCCCUGAGUCCCCUUCGGGGUGAGAAGGGCAAAAUAUAAAUGCUAUAAAUAGUAAUAAAACAAUACAGGAAUGAGACACUUGGGCAACGCCAGGUAGAUACGCUAGUACUCUAAUAUGAUAUGAUCUGGCAGUAGCUGACCAAGAGAUCUGCGGGAUUAUAGUUGUUACCUCUGGAUAACUCUCAACCCAAUGUGUGGCUGCUGUAAAAAAGACAAAUUCCAAGAUGGAACACAGCAUAAUGCUAUUAUUGCAUAUGAAUCCAUGCUCUGGCCACCAUUGGAAUACUGUGUACAAUUGUGGUCAUCACAUUUAAAAAGAAAGAUUGAAAACAUGCUAAACAGGGUGACCAAAAUGGCCAAAGGCUAGGAGAAAACUGCCUAUGAGCACAGUUUGUAAUGUUUUGAACCAUUUAUCUUAGAAAAUGGCAAGUAAGGGGAGGUGUCAUAGAAAUGUAAUAGAAAUAGCUAUAAUAGAAAUAGAGGGAGAAACAAAUAUGUCAAGAGGAAGGCUCAUAAAGCAAACCCUUGUCGGGACCGCCUUCUAUCUGGAAAUUUAUGUCCUCACUGCAAAAGACCAUGCAGAUGCAGAAUAGGUCUCUGCAGUCAUUUGGGAACCCACCGCCAAGUCUACACUUGGAAGACAAUCAUAUUCAGCCACAGGUGAUAGCCCAUGAUGAAAUGAAUGGAAAUUUAUAAAAUUCCAGUUAAUCUACCCAAGGUCAUGUAUCAAAAUUGAAUGAUGGGAAAUUAUGAUUUUGCCAGUGUGGAUAAUUGUAAAAUGGAACUGGGAAGUUAAUGAAGGAUGGGGCUCCUAGAUAGGAUGGGUGUGUACAGUAGGUGCUUGAUAUCCAUAGGGGAUUGAUUCUGGGACCCCUCGCAGAUGCCAGCAAAUGUGAAUGCUGUGGUUCCUAUUAAAAAUAGAACAGUGACAGAGGUAGAAUGCAAUUGGAUUUAUGUUCUACUAGGACACAUUCCAUAGACAAUGGGUUGGCCACCACAUGAACAGAAUGUUUUUCCAUUCUGCUCUAGUAUCCUUUAUUCUUAAAUUGGACAAAAGGUUUUUUGUUAUUGUGUCAGAAGUGACAAUGGCCGGGCUUUGGAGGUGCCACGACCCCCCUGUUCUUGUUUCUUCUUUCUCAUUCCCUUCUUCCUUUUUAUUUCCUCCCCUUCCCUUCUCCAGCUUUGAGAGGUGCUUAUAAUGUCUCCAUGGUUCCUUCCUUCCUCCUUUCCCCUCUUAGAUAUGUCACCUUUCUUUCCCAGUGACAUCACAGACAACCACUUUGCCUAGUAACAGCCAGUUUUUCACUUAGCAGCAAUCAAUUCAGUGACAUCACAAAGGGCCACUGGACUGUCACCUAAUAAGAGCCUUUGUGGUACAGACAGACUUGCAUACUUUGACUUUUAGAUAGAUAGAUAGUGUCUUCUGAUUCCCACCAGUGACCUGAAAGCACAUAUGCAUGCGUUGAAUAGCAUGGGCGAUAAAAUAGAGCCUUUGGGGAUUCCACGGGCUAAUGGCAGAAUUCAACAUGUUCCAGAUUCCUGUACAGAAUCUUGAUUGUAUAAGAAAGGCUCGAAAGAAAGUGAAGCGGAUUCUUGUGGAUAUUGGACUUGAUAGCUGUCGGGAGUUAAUUCACACACUGAAACGUUUUGAUCCAGGAGAAAAAUAUUUCUACAACACUUCAUGGAGUGAUGUGUCUCAUUUGGAGCCUGUGACUAAAAGACGAAGAUACAGAACAAAUCCAUUUUGCUGUAGCCUGUGCAAGUUUUCAUCAAAAUAUCUUUGUUCUUUCAAAAAUCACUUGAAUCGUUGCCAUGAAGAUGAAAGGGACCAAGAAGUACUUGUCUCUUGUCCAGAAUGUUCAUUUGCUUCUCAUUCCAAAAAAGUGGGAAAACAUCUCCGGAUGUUUCAUUCCAAGAAAAAAAUACAAAACUAUAGCGUGAGUGGUGGCAUGAGACAGUUCCGAAAUGAUGCAGUAAACUUUGUAUGUCAGAAAUGCCAGUUUACAGACACACUGUAUUACAAUACAAAGAAACAUGUGUUCGUAACCCACUUCCAGAACGUAUUGAGCACAUAUUUUGAAGAGAGGACUGAUGAAAGUGAAGAGAAUUAUAUUGAUCACUACUGUAAACAGUGCAAUGCUUUUGCAAACAGUCGAGAUUCUUUAAUAUAUCAUAUUUUGACAUCAGAAGUCCACAGAGACCUGGAAAACCUACUGCGGCCUAACAUUUUGGUACAGCCAAAGAAAUUAAGUCAUGCAAAGUCACUGCAGAUGAUCAAUAUUGCUCCUAAACCUUCCACAGCCAAGGCCGCUUCACCUGGCUCAGCAGGGCCAUGUGCUUCCACAUCAUGUGUUCCGCUUUCACUCCCACCACUCCAUCAGAAUCCAAAUAUGAUGUCAACAAAAGGAAUUCAAAACACAGUUGGACCACUGAGUGUUUCAAGUGCCUCUUGUAAUCUUCCCCAUAAUUCACCUUUAACUUCAGUUGCUCAAUCACGUCUUGCACUUAUGUCUGGAUCCCACCCAGGAGAUCCAAAUCAUACAUCUGCAGUUUCCCAACAAGUUUUUGUUUCCCAUCGGUUCCCCCUAAAACAGCCUGCAAGGCCGGGAGUUUUCUGUCUCAACCAGUCUGCAGGGGCGAUAGGUAGAGCAGUUCCUCCGGGGCUCAUUUCAUAUCCUCAUUCUGUCCGGCCUAGUCUACUUUCUGUUAAUCAGUCAGUGCGGACAAUUCGCAAUCCCAUGGGUACUCAGCCAGCUGGAUCUCUGAACAGAACCACUAUGCCCAUAAAUGGGCCUUCUUCACCAGGGAUCCUUGCUGUAAAUCGGCCUGUUGGUAGUUUGAACAAGUCCAGUGCUGCAGGGGUUCUUCCAGUGACCCAGACAGUUUCGCCAGGUGUUCUUCAGUUUAAUCAUCCUGGCACACCAGGUGUUCUUCCAGUAAACCAACCAGUUAGACCUGGGAUUCUGCAGUUUAACCAGCCUAUAGCACCAGGAGUUCUUCCUAUGAACCAGCCAAACAGACCAGGAGUUUCUCAGAAUCCUUUACUCACUGGAGGACCAUUACUUAGACAGUUAAUUCCAACUGGAAAGCAAGUUAAUGGGAUCCCCACGUACACCCUUGCGUCUGUUUCAGUGGCUUUGCCUGGUCCACCUAGUAGUGGGGCUACAACUGUUUCACCACCUCAGAUGCCAGCUCAUCUGAUGCCAUCUACCCCAGCUUCUCAGGCUCCAGCUACUGUGCCGUCUUCUGCUAUAACAACUCCUUCCACUGAUGUCUCCGCCAAGAUGAAGCUGUCUCCUACUGCCAUUAGCCUAGCCCUCAAACAGGCUAAGCAAUGGAAAACAUGCCCAGUUUGCAGUGAGCUUUUUCCGUCAAAUGUCUAUCAGGUGCACAUGCAAGUAGCUCACAAAUUCAGUGCAGCAAAGGUUGCCUGUGAAAUAGACAAAGUUGCAGCUUAUGCACCUUUUUUGAGGUGGCUUAAAGAUAAGACUGUCCGAUGUUUUUCUUGUAAAUGUUUUUUAUCUGAAUCAGAGCUUAUAAAACAUAUUUUUACACAUGGCCUAACUUGCUUGUUCUGUACACAUAUUUUCCAUGACUUAAAAUGCCUUGUGGACCACACUAGAGCUGUACAUAAAGGAAAGAAGAAACUACAUGCCAAUUAUGAUGACAAAGGAUUUCAACUUGAGAGUGAUUCUGAAGGUGACCUUUUGUUUCCCCAUUUUGACUUCAGUAUAACUGCAAAAGAAGAACUUUGUGAAAGAGAAGUGUACCUAGCACUCCUAGCUGGGGUAAAUUCAAGGACCCUUAUUCCUCUAUACAUCAAACUACAACAUGAGGGGGCUGAAAUGGACAAGGACAAUAAGGUGGUGUCAACUUGCCCCUUUUGUUAUAGUACUUUUACUAGUACAACUGCCUAUGAGAUCCAUUUGAAGGAUAGGCACCACAUCAUGCCAACUGUACAUACUAUAUUGAACUCUCCUGGUUUCAAGUGCAUCCACUGCUGUGGUGUAUACACUGGCAACAUGACUCUAACUGCUAUUGCUGUGCAUUUACUCCGUUGCCGAAGUGCCCCAAAAGAUAGUACAUCAGCCGUGAAGCUGCCGCUUGAACUCAGUGUCAAAAAAGAGCCUCUGCCUGUGAAUGGUGAGAAGCAUGAAGCAUCUUCUUCAGCCAAAAGGAAACAAUCUGACCAUCUUUACGCUGCUGCAGGAAAUCAAAGGAGUGAUAGCCAGCCAUUCCUGAUUGUAAAUAGUGAUAUGGCCCAAUUUCCAAUAAAGGACAUGAAUUUUAUGCCUUUGAAAAGACAAAAGACAGAUCAUAAGGCUGAAACUAAAGGACAGUUUUCACUUGAGGAUCUCCAUAUAUUGGCGUUAAAUCCAAAGCCAUUCCAACAUAGCUCAAAUGAAGCUCAAAAACGAUUUCUUGCAGAUUAUUUUCACAAGAAUCCAUAUCCCACUAAGAAGGAGUUGGAAUUACUAUCGUCUAUAUUCUGCGCAUGGAAAGUUGAUAUUGCAUCAUUUUUUGGAAGAAAGAGACACACCUGCCUAAGGGCAAUAAAACAUCAUCAGCCAUCUGUGCUUCUGGGCUUUAAUAUGUCUGAACUUAAAAAUGUAAAGCACAGUUUGAAUUUGAAACAUGUAUCAGAAGAUGUGCAACUAUAAAAAACAAUCUUAUGGUCUGCAAGAAAUAUUACUUAUUACUUCAGCAAUUCUCUCAAUUUAGUUUCUUGUGACAUUAAGAUAUUAGUAAAUGAUGGCCACAUUUGCGCAAAACUAUAAAACAGAAUUGCAGGGAAUUCUGGCUUAUUGUUCCUGAGCAGUAUACUAGUGCAUGGUGUGCGGUCUUUUGGAUGUAGUAACCAGGAACUCUCGGGGAAGGAAAAUGCUAGCCUUAUCCCUGACCUUUGGCUUGUUUCCCUCCAGACAGACUAGAAAUACUAGGGUUUUUUUUUUUUUUGGUUUUUUUUAAAGUAGACGCUGGCAUGUUGGGGAAUAGCCUUACUCAAACAUUAGGAAUGAAGUUGAAAGCAAGCAGGAGGAUAAGAGUUGCAUUUCAAGAUUCCCGAUCACGUGGAAAGGCAUUCCAUUUCAAAUGGGUUGCUUGUUCAUUCAAGAGUGAUGAAAAUAGGAUGGAGGGGCUGGGACUCAUGUACAAAGAGUUGUAGUUGAGGUGCCAUACUAAAAAUAUUUGUGGCAAGUUUCUGUUUUCUAUAGCUGCUCCUAUUUUGAAAGGAAGCACAAUAGACAGGACCAGGAAACAUGCACCAAGCACACUGCUCUUGAAAGUUAAUGUAAUACAAAAGCUGUCAAUGCUUCAUUUAAGUUUGAACAAUUGUUCAUUGUGGCAGUGGGGUAAGGUAUAGUAUAAUUGAGGCUGUCUCUUUAAGUUUGUUGUGCAGUUUAUUCGACCCAUGUUUUUUUAAAUAAAAUAUAGUAGUGGAAGACAUCCAGGUAUUUUUAACGUACCAGUUGUAUUUACAAAUGCAAGUUUUGGUCAAAGCUCAAACCUGGUAAGACAGUUAUAAUAAAAAUCCUACUCUUUUAA